AUGUCCGAGACAUAUUGCAGCGCUGUCUUGUCCAACCGCAGAGUGCCACAGCUCAUCAUCCCCAUCAAGACCGCCUUGAACACCCGGUGCCCUGACGUGAUCGCGACAAUGCUCAAGGUUCUGCAGCAGCUCGUGCUCAGCGGCGAAAUGAUCGGCGAGGCCCUGGUGCCGUACUACCGCCAGAUCUUGCCCGUCUUCAACAUCUUCAAGAACAAGAACAGCAACAUGGGCGACCAGAUGGACUACUCCCAAAGGAAGCGCGCCAACCUGGGCGACCUCAUCGAGGAGACGCUGCAGAUCAUGGAGCUGCACGGAGGAGAGGAUGCAUUCAUCAAUAUCAAGUACAUGAUCCCCGUUUACGAGACCGUAGUGAUUGCGUAAUGGCGUUCAGCAGCUUUUGACAAUAAGGCCACGCAUUAUUUAGGCGAACCCAGCACGCCCAGUGAACCCCUCCGCGCAGGGUCUCGGCGGGACCAUUUUUCCCGCCUCUAGGGCGCGGGCUGUCCAAGGUGCCACUGGCCCACGGUGCCCCCCCCAGCUUCGCACGCCACUGGAGCCUUUGGGGUCCUCUGGGCCUCGUAAGGGGUGCUCUGGAGACCGUGGGGUGCCGCCUUGGGAAAUCGGGGGACCACCUUGGGCCAGGGUCGCCUCUGGCGGCACUGGACGCGGACCCUUCUGCGCGGUGCCCAGACUUCCGACGUCGCGUUUUAGUUCACAACGUGAAUCCCCCAGAGGUCUACACCUUAUCUGGGGAAGCGCUCAGUCUGGCCUCCUGGAGGGGAGCCGAAAACUCUUUGUAGUCACAUUCGCGCCCCGUCCUAGACGGCAGGCGCGCUCUCCGCGCUCUCUUCGCGGCGGCACCAAGACCAAGGACCCACCGCCCGCCCGCCCUCGGAGGCGUUUGCCGACCCCGCGCGCGGCGGAGAAA
This is a messenger RNA of Prorocentrum cordatum, 928 nucleotides long. Lineage: Eukaryota; Dinophyceae; Prorocentrales; Prorocentraceae. The record is from the annotation of a GenBank genome assembly.